AUGCAGACUGUUCUAUUGCUUGUGUCGUCGGCGCUGUCAGCUUUGGCACAGCCAGGCUGGACAGCACCUUCGCAUCCAGGCACGCCAGGCUCUCAAUCUGGGGGCCCUCCACCUAGCAGUCAUCCUUCUUGGGGACCUCCACCCGGCGAAUAUGGGCCACCACAAACCCACAACAGCAGCUUUACGCCCGACCACGUUCUCAGGGUCACGUACGCCAAUGUUUCUAUGGGCUGUGAGUCGCGAGCAUCUGUCUUGGUCAAUGGUAGUACACCUGGUCCAGAGCUCAGAUUGGAGCCUGGCAAGACGAGCUGGGUUCGAGUCUACAAUGAUAUGACACAGUACAAUACGACUAUUCAUUGGCAUGGUCUGAGCCAACGAACAGCUCAAUUCUCUGACGGUACACCAAGCGCAAGUCAAUGGCCCAUACCACCCAUUCAUUUCUUCGAUUACGAAGUACAUCCCGAGCUUAACGACUCUGGCACCUACUUUUACCACUCCCAUGUCGGCUUCCAAGCUGUUUCCGCUACUGGCCCACUGAUAAUCGAGGACAAUGGUCCACCACCUUAUGCCUAUGAUGAAGAGCGUAUCAUACAGUUCACCGACUACUUCAACAAAACCGACACCACGAUCGAGAAAGGCUCGUGGCUACACCAUUCACUUGGUCUGGAGAAACCAACGCUGUGCUGA
This is a messenger RNA of Recurvomyces mirabilis, 687 nucleotides long. It is a transcript of the gene LMCO1, whose product is annotated as Laccase-like multicopper oxidase 1. NCBI's taxonomy places the organism in Eukaryota, Fungi, Ascomycota, Dothideomycetes, Mycosphaerellales, Teratosphaeriaceae. The record is from RefSeq and is a predicted model, not a curated record. The transcript is spliced from 2 exons. Bases 1 to 687 code for a protein of 228 amino acids. Gene Ontology annotation, molecular function: copper ion binding; oxidoreductase activity.